Messenger RNA from Hippocampus zosterae (dwarf seahorse), 2937 nucleotides. It is a transcript of the gene pacsin2, whose product is annotated as protein kinase C and casein kinase substrate in neurons 2. The record is from RefSeq and is a predicted model, not a curated record. The transcript is spliced from 12 exons. The coding region runs from base 188 to 1756 and encodes 522 amino acids. Gene Ontology annotation, biological process: plasma membrane tubulation; regulation of endocytosis; cytoskeleton organization. Lineage: Eukaryota; Metazoa; Chordata; Actinopteri; Syngnathiformes; Syngnathidae. Gene Ontology annotation, molecular function: phospholipid binding; protein binding. Gene Ontology annotation, cellular component: cytoplasm; plasma membrane; endosome.
CGGAUGCGUCAUAAGACAUUUUGGGGCAAGUGACGACGGUGUCAGUCAGUCGGUCGCUGAUACGACCGCUUCUCCCCUAAAAAAGAGACAAACUCUUGAAAGCAGUACGACUGAGAAAUUAACCAGCCAGCCGGACAUAAAGUCAUUGCUUUGAGGGAACCCGUAAGAGGCUACUUGUGCGGCAGCCAUGUCGGGCUCCUACGACGACUCCAUGAUCGACGUGUCCAGCGACAGCUUCUGGGAGGUGGGCAACUACAAGCGCACGGUGAAGCGCGUGGACGACGGCAACCGGCUCUGCAACGACCUCAUGAGCUGCAUCCACGAGCGGGCGCGCAUCGAGAAGUCGUACGCGCAGCAGCUGACCGAGUGGGGCAAGCGCUGGAGGCAGCUCAUAGAAAAAGGCCCCCAGUACGGCAUGCUGGAGCGGGCGUGGUCAUCGCUGUGCACGGAGGCGGAGAAGGUGAGCGAGCUGCACAUGGAGGUGAAGGCGGCGCUGAUGGCCGAAGACUACGAGAAGCUGAAGAACUGGCAGCGCGACGCCUAUCACAAGCAGAUGAUCGGCGGCUUCAAGGAGACCAAGGAGGCCGACGACGGCUUCCGCAAGGCGCAGAAGCCCUGGGCCAAGAAGCUCAAAGAGGUGGAGACCAUGAAGAAGUUGUACCAUUCCGCCUGCAAGGAGGAGAAGCUGGCGGCCAGCCGGGAGACCAACAGCAAGCUGGAGAGCAACAACAAUCCCGAAGCGCAGAAGAAGCUCCAGGAGAAGGUGGAGAAGUGCCAGCAGGAGGCGCACAAGACCAAGGAACGCUACGAAAAGUCCCUGGAGGAGCUGGACAAGUUGACGCCUCAGUACAUGGAGAACAUGGAGCAGGUGUUUGAGCAGUGGCAGCAGUUUGAGGACAAGCGCAUUCGCUUUUUCAAGGACCUCCUCCUGGAAGUCAAGCAGCACUUGGACCUCUCCACCAAUCACAAGUUCCAGACCAUCUACCACACGCUGGAAGACACGAUCAACGCCACGGACGCAGAGGAGGACCUGAAAUGGUUCCGGUCCAAUCACGGCCCCGGCAUGCCAAUGAACUGGCCUCAAUUUGAGAACUUGGACUGGUCCCACGUUCGCUCCUCUAAGAGAAGGUCCAUUGUAGACUGGUCCAUAGACCUAAACCGGAGCCUCAGCAGGCGGGGGACGAAGAAGCCCUCCGAAGGCGUCACACUGACGGGUAUCAGUCAAACCGGAGCCGACCAGCCGGUCCAGCCGCUCAAGACCAACAACAGCAGCAUCCACUCUCUCACUGUGUCCCGCACCAUUAGCCCGAGUGUGCCUGCGAAAGCGGCGCCGGCGGGCUCCAACCCGUUUGACGAGGACGACGACGACGAAGACGAAGAGGAGCAGGAAGUGCAGGUGGAGGUGGUGGAGGAGACGCCGCCCGCACUCAACCACAUCAGUGGCGAAAAGGAGGAAGUGAAAAUCGUCAGCAGCAUGGAGAGGACCCCGGACUGGUCGGACGAGGACACGAACGCCAACCCCUUCGCUGCAAAUGGCGACGGCAACCCGUUUGAGGAUGAGCCGGCCUCGCCGGUGGUGUCGGUGCCCGUCCGGGCGCUGUACGACUACGAGGGUCAAGAACAGGACGAGCUGACCUUCAAAGCGGGCGACGAGUUGACCAAAAUCGGCGAGGAGGACGACCAGGGCUGGUGUAAAGGUCGACUCAAGGACGGCCAGGUCGGCCUCUAUCCCGCCAACUACGUGGAGGACAUUUAGUGAUGACCGCAAGUGAGUAAAAGAGGCUCAAGGCGGCUUUCUCGCAAAUGUGUACCGUGUCUUUGUUAGAGAACAAGAGAAGGACUCGCCCAAAUGACCUCGUUAGGCCUUCGCAAGAUGGAGCAUCACGUCAUUUUGGCAUUAAAAGACACUUUUUGACACUGUUACAAAUAAUUGCUCACGCUCAUCAAGUUAAACGCAGUUAACACUGGGCCUGAUGAAAUGUGUCAUUACACACGCAAUGGACUUUGGUAAUAAAGGGAGAUAAGGGGAGGGAGGGGGGCGCAGUUCACGCGACUUGAGUUUUGUCCAGUGGCGCCCUCGUGUGGUUCACUUCGGGGUGGCGGUUUCCUUUGGCACUGCACUUGAAUGUAAACUCGCUGAUUGUAUUUUUGUUUAUGACCUGUCCACCAAGUCUUUGCUGUUGUUGUACAUUUAACCACUGACCUAAUUACAUACAAUCCUCUCUACUUUUGAUUCUAUGAUAGAUUGUAUUCUUCUUCUGCUUCUUGUUAUUGUUAUUUUUGCUACUUUAUUCAACACUGAAUAAUCCGACAAGGCUUGAAGCGCCACAUCAGUUCCAAGAAUGGAAGAUAUUUUUUUGUUUGUUUGAUUUUAAGGCCAUACAACCGCAGCGAAACAUGGUAUUGUAUAGGCGCAUGUUAAUGACACAAAUUAAGCUUUGGAAUGGUCGGAAGUUGAUAAUUAUUAAUUUAUGAUACUCUGCAGUCCUUUUUGUUCUCUUUCAAUGCUCUGAUUAAGAAUCAGUUUGUCCAAAAAUGGAAUGUUUUGUGUUGUUUUCCCUUCUUACCCGUGUGUUUAUUUUUUUCCCUUUUUGACAUGGGGCCAAAUUCAAACAAUUAGUAGGCUACUACGUGAAUCAUUACUGAUAUGAUACCUAAUUUCAAAACCUUUUACAGAUAUGUUUUUAAUAUUAUUAUUAUUAUUAUUAUCUGUUAUGAUGACAACUUUGUCUUUGGGAGACAUUCUUUAUUUGCUUUGUGUAUCCAUGAUUUUGUGAAAAAAAACAACAACAAAAAAAGCUAACCCUGAUGCCUUCAAAUGCAGCAACGAUGAAUUCCAAGUUUUGCCAAGUUUUUAGGGCACACACUUUGUCAUUUGCACAGUUCAUGUUUGUAAAUGUUGUCCGACACGAUAUAAUAAAUGAAUUUAUUGCAGUA